CAUCCCCAUUCGUGGCGACUGAAGCUCCCUCGGACACUUUGCACCGUGCCUGGCAAGAUGCACGGAGCAGCAGCUCCUCACUCAGCUCUUGGCGAGGAUGGUGGAGGUGUUUGUGCAACAGGUGGACGCUACCCAGCUCUGCAAGACCGGUAAUGGCAACAGCAGUCCAAAAUGAAGUCUGGUCCACUUCCUUGUGUGUUUGGCUCAUUGCUGUUCCUCCAGUCUUUAUCACUGGGUCUGGCUUACAACCAACUACCUUACUUCCUGAAUUACUACUUUGAUCAAUAUUUUUUAGUCUAUGAAAAUGUUUCUGUCGGAACCUCCGUGACCAAACUGCGGGCCAGAGAUCCAGACAACGACACGCUUGUGUUUGGUGUCGCGGGGGAAGAAGCCAGCAAAUACUUUGCCGUGGAAAGCGAGACCGGUGUGGUAUGGCUUCGCCAGCCUCUGGAUAGAGAGCUGAUCUCGGAACUUCAAGUGGAAUUCUCCGUAAGCGACAAGCAGAGUGUGAUUAAAGGCAUUGUCAAUAUUCAAGUGGGCGACGUGAACGACAAUCCACCCGUGUUCCACAACCAGCCCUACAGCGUGAGAAUCCCUGAGAACACACCGACAGGGACACCGAUAUUCAUAGUGAAUGCCACGGACCGCGAUCAGGGAACCGGGGGCAGUGUGCUGUAUUCCUUCCAGCCUCCAUCACGCUUCUUCACCAUUGACGGUGCCAGGGGAGUGGUGACUGUCCAAAGACCCCUGGAUUAUGAGACCACUCGAGCCUACCAGCUACAAGUCAAUGCAACGGACCAGGAUAAAGACCACCCACUCUCCACGUUGGCUAACCUGGCGAUCACUAUCACAGAUAUCCAGGAUAUGGACCCCAUUUUCAACAACCUUCCUUACAGCACAAACAUACAUGAAAACUCCCCACCUGGUAAGACCGUGCGAGUUAUUACGGCGCUGGAUCAAGACCGCGGACGGCCUCGGGGAAUUGGUUACACCAUCGUUUCGGGGAACACCAACAGCAUCUUUGCCCUCGACUACAUCAGUGGAGCUCUGACUCUCAGUGGACCUCUGGAUCGGGAAAACCCCCUGUACAGCUCGGGAUUUACGUUGACUGUGAGGGGGACUGAGCUGAACGAUGACCGAACGCCAUCAAACGCCACCGUCUCCACCACGUUUAAUAUCCUGGUCAUUGACGUCAAUGACAAUCCUCCACAAUUCAACCGGUCUGAAUACAUCGUCAGCAUCACAGAGCUGGCUCAGGUGGGCUUCGCUCUCCCUCUCUUCAUCCAGGUGCAAGACAAAGACGAUGUUCCCAACAACAUGUUUGACGUCCAGCUCAUUGGAAACAACUCUGACCACUUCACUAUUUCCCCGACGUCUGGCCAGGGCAAGAUCGAUAUCCGGAUGCGAGUGGCCGAGCCCUUGGAUUACGAGCGCAUCGCCCACUACCAGUUUUCACUCUUUGCGAACGAGACCUUCUCUGAUCACGUUGGGUUUGCACGCGUGAAGAUUGACCUCGUCAAUGAAAAUGACAACCGGCCAGUAUUCAGCCAGCCGCUCUACAACGUGAGCUUGUACGAGAACGCCACGGUCGGAAUGAUGCUUGUCCAUGUCCUCGCAACAGAUAAUGACAUUGGAAGCUAUGGAGACAUUCAUUAUUUCUUCAGUGACGACUCUGACAGGUUUGCAAUCAACAAGGAUACUGGCAAGAUAACGCUGAUCCGGAGUCUGGACUUUGAGACCACGCGGCGAUACACGUUAACCCUGAUAGCGAGAGAUGGCGGGGGCGAGGAGAGCACGGGCCGGCUGCGCGUCAACGUGUUAGAUGUCAACGACAAUGUCCCCACCUUCCAGAAGGAGACCUACCUGGGAACGAUUCGAGAGAACGAGGCUGCCCCAGUGCAGGUGGUCCGUGUGCGGGUGAUCGAUGAUGACUCCCCACCAAAUAACCAGAUCACCUACACCAUUUUCAACGCCUCCAUUCUCAGCAACUCCUUUGAUAUCGGGGUGUCAGAAGGCUAUGGAGUUGUGAUCGUCACCAGGCCCAUUGACUUUGAACAGGUACCAGGAGGGUUCAUCUACCUGACUGUCAUGGCCAAAGAUGCUGGGACCCCGCCUCUCCAUAGUACAGUACCUGUGAUUGUCGAAGUCUUUGAUGAAAAUGACAAUUCUCCAACUUUUAGCCAACCCUCCUAUGUCAUGGCAGUCUCUGAAAACAUCAUCGCAGGAGCGACCGUAUUGUUUGCCACCGCAUCUGAUUUGGACCAGUCUCGGGAGUACGGGCAGGAGUCAAUAAUCUACUCUUUGGAGGGAUCCUCACAGUUUCGCAUCAACACUCGCUCAGGGGAAAUAACCACAACUUCACUGCUGGACAGAGAGACCAAAUUUGAGUACAUCUUGAUAGUCCGAGCAGUAGAUGGCGGAGUGGCAAACAACCAGAAGACGGGAAUAGCCACGGUGAACAUAACUCUGCUUGACAUUAAUGACAAUCGCCCUGUUUGGAGGGAUGAGCCAUACUUGGUCAACGUGGUUGAAAUGUCACCAGUUGACACAGAUGUCAUAACUGUGUCGGCCUAUGACCCAGACCUGGCUGAGAAUGGCUCUGUGGUGUACACCAUCAGCCCUCCAAACCCUUUCUAUCGAAUAAGCAGAACCACGGGGAAGAUCCGAACUUCAGGAGCAGUGUUGGACCGAGAGAAUAAAGAUGCCAGGGAUGCUGAAAUGAUGAGAAAAAUUGUUGUUUCAGCCACGGACCAGGGAAGGCCAGCUCUCCAAGCCAGCAGCAGCACCAUUGUUUCCGUCAACCUGUUGGAUCUCAAUGACAACGACCCAGCUUUCCAAAAUUUACCAUUCACCGCUGAAGUGCGAGAGGGUCUACCCAUAGCCUCGUCCAUUUUCCAGGUAUCGGUGCUGGAUCCAGACGAAGGGAUGAAUGGAUUGGUCACGUACUCAAUGCAAGUGGGCAUGCCCCGACUGGACUUUGUGUUAAACGCCAGCUCGGGCGUGAUCACCUCCACGGUGGUGCUAGAUCGAGAGAGGAUAGCCGAGUAUUACCUCCGGUUGAUAGCCAGUGAUGCAGGAGCAGUGCCGAGGAGUUCCACCAGCACCCUGACCGUAAGAGUGAUGGACAUGAAUGACGAGACUCCGACGUUCCACCCAGCUGUUUACCGCAUCUCUCUGCUGGAGGACGUGCCCAGGGAUUAUGUGGUCGUUCAUCUCAACUGUACCGACGCAGACGCCGGUCUGAACGCUGAGCUCAGUUACUUCAUCACAGGUGGAAACAACGAUGGAAAAUUCAGCGUUGGCUUUCGAGACGGAAUUGUCAGAACUGUGGUGAACCUGGACAGAGAGACUCAAGUUUCUUACACACUGAUUUUGGAAGCUAUCGAUAAUGGUCCCGCAGGAGGCAGAAGGACAGGGACGGCCACUGUGUACGUCACGGUGAUGGACGUCAAUGACAACCGCCCCAUCUUCCUGCAGAACACCUACGAGGCCAAUGUCCCUGAGAACAUCACCAAGUCCACUAGCGUGCUACGGGUGGAAGCUACUGAUGCAGAUGAAGGAGAUAAUGGGAACAUUUGGUACAGAAUCCUCUCAGGAAAUCCCAUUGAUAACUUCCGGAUGGACCAAGGCACCGGACUCAUCUCCAGAGGAACCCACCCUCUAGACCGAGAGGGCAGUACCACCCAUGUGCUAGAGGUGGAGGCCUACAACAGUGACUUUGGGAGGAUGCGGAGUUCUGUCAGAGUGAUCGUGUAUGUGGAGGAUGUGAAUGAUGAGACGCCAGUCUUUACCCAGCUGCAGUACAACCGGCUCGGCCUGAGAGAAACAGCAGGGAUCGGCACAUCAGUCAUUGUGGUCCGGGCAAGCGAUGGGGAUACAGGUGAUGGAGGUACAGUGGCCUACACCAUUUUGAGUGGAUCGGACGGGAAGUUUUCCAUUGACGAGAGCACAGGUCUGAUCACCACGGUGGAUUACUUGGACUACGAAACCAGCACCAGUUACCUGAUGAACAUCUCUGCCAUGGACCAGACCACACCUUACAACAGGGGUUACUGCACUGUGUACAUCACCCUGUUAAAUGAAUUGGAUGAACCUGUGCAGUUUACAAGUCUAGUGUAUGAAGCCACCAUUACAGAGAACAUCGCCACUGGGACUGAGGUGGUUCAGAUUCAAGCCCGUUCUGCUGACAACAUGAACAUGAUCACCUAUAGAUUCGACCCGGACACCUCUGCUCAAACACUGUCCCUGUUCCAGAUAAACAGAGUUACUGGGAUGAUUACAGUCAGAGGGCAAGUGGAUCGGGAGAAGAGCGAUUACCAUCUCAUCACUGUCAUCGCGGAUGACGGUGGACCUAAAAAAGACUCCACUGUGGUCAUCAUCACGGUGGAGGAUGAGAAUGACAAUGGGCCAGUGUUUGAUGCCAGCUCAGAUUCCUCUGUGGAGGUGCAGGAGGAUGCUCCCGUUGGGAAGCAGGUAGCUGUCGUCUCUGCACGGGAUCUAGACGCUGAGAGGAAUGGACAGGUUAAUUUCACUAUUCUGUCUGGAAAUACUGACGGAGCAUUUCGGAUUAAUACCACUAACAGAAGUCGCGGAGAGAUCUACCUUGCUCAACACCUGGACAGAGAACAGACCGACAGAUACGUGUUAACGGUCCAGGCCUUUGACAAUGGUUUGCCACCACGCACGACAAAUCACAUCGUCACCAUUAAAGCUGUGGAUGUCAAUGACAAUGCUCCGGAGAUCAUAAACCCUGGCAGCUACAACCUCAGCAUUUAUGAGAAUGUCGGUGGAGGUACGCCGGUCACCAGGGUUCAAGCCAUAGACAUGGACUCCGGUGCCAACGCAGUGCUCUACUAUUACAUCACCCAGGGCAACAAGGAUCUCACCUUCCGAAUCGACCGGCUGACGGGGGACAUUGUUACCCGCCCGUCUCCGCCGGACCGGGAGAGACAGAGUUUUUACCGGCUAACCGUCACGGUGGAGGAUGACGGCACCCCUUCACUCUCGGUGACAACGUCCGUACUUGUCAACAUAUUGGAUGAGAAUGACAACCACCCAGUGUUCCACCAGCAGCAGUACGACAUCACCUUGGAUGAAGGGCCGUCUAGUUUGGAUUCUUUCACUGUCAACGUGAACGCAACCGAUCGGGACGAAGGUCCCAAUGGAACCGUGACUUAUGCCAUUGUUGACGGAAACAUAGACAACACAUUCACCAUCCACAGUACCAUGGGUGAAAUCAAGGCAGUGAAAGAAUUGGACUAUGAGUUGUGCCAUGGCCGAUACACACUCAUUGUUACGGCCACUGACCAGAGUCCAAAGCCUGCACACCGCCUGACCACCACCACCACAGUGAUCGUCAAUGUGAAUGAUAUCAAUGACGUGGUCCCGAGGUUUCUUCACCCUUACGAGGGACCAUUCGAUAUCACCGAGGGUCAGCCCGGGCCGAGAGUGUGGACAUUGCUGGCAGAAGAUGAAGACUCAGGACCCAAUGGCCAAGUGGAAUACAGCAUCAUCGCAGGCGAUCCCCUGAAUGAGUUCAUCAUCUCUCCAGUGGAAGGGGAGCUGCGUGUGAGAAGAGAUGCAGAGUUAGAUCGGGAGAGUGUGGCGUUUUAUAACAUAACCAUCAUGGGCAAGGACAGAGGAACGCCACCGCUCAGCAGUACGGUACUGGUUGCAGUCCGUGUCCUGGAUGUUAACGAUAAUGAUCCCGUGCUCCAGAACAUUCCACGCAACUGCACCAUCAGUGAGAACACUGCUGCGUCCACAAGUGUAGCCAGGGUGCAAGCCACCGACAUUGACAGUGGCCACAACGCCCUCCUCACCUUUCACAUCUCUGCUGGAAACAUCGAUAACACCUUUUUUAUCAAUGAAACAAUCGGUGUCAUCUAUGUCAACCGGCCCCUGGAUCGGGAGCAGACCGCUGAGUAUCGACUCACUAUCACCGUGAAAGACAGUCCGGAAAACCCAAGACAUGCUCGAAGAGAUUCCGAUUUGCUGAUGAUCACCAUCUCGGAUGAAAAUGAUAACAGACCCAUAUUCACCCAAACUUCCUACCAAGCUGAAAUUACUGAGAAUCCAGAAGCAGGUGCAUCAAUCACCCUGAUGAAUGGGCCCAUUUUAGCCAUCGACCGUGACGAAGGGCCAAACGCUGUGGUUAGUUACCAACUGCUGGGGAACAGGUCCGACUUCUUCACUGUUGACAGGAACACAGGGAUGGUUUCUAUGACACCAGGAAAGACAAUCGACCGGGAGUCUUUGCCCAGCGCUCACCUGGAGUUUACCUUGAUAGCAGAAGACAUUGGCCUGCUGAGAAGUGAAGCUGACCUUAUAGUAACCAUCCUGGAUCAAAAUGACAACGCACCAGUCUUCACCCCGACUGCACUGACAGUACAUGUUCGGGAAAACAGUCCCUCAGGCUUCAGUAUCGUUCAGGUGAUAGCCACGGAUGCCGACACAGGUGUGAAUCAACAGCUGAGCUACCGAAUCGAGGGGGGCGCCCAGGAUAAGUUUCUCAUUGACCCUCCCAGUGGAGUUAUCAAGGUGGCCAAUGGAGUAACAAUAGAUCGAGAAGAAAAGGGCUCUUACACAAUAGUGGUGGUUGCGAUGGACCAAGGAACUCCGCCAUUGUUGGCUAACGCCACUGUGAACAUCAUAGUAGACGAUGUCAACGACUGCCCUCCCGAGUUUGUGAACCCGGUGCAGACUAUCAGCAUCAGUGAAUCGGUGACAGUCGGGAGCAUCAUAGCGAACCUUACAGCCAUCGACCGUGACCUCCGACCUCGACUGGAGUACUACAUCAUCGGGAUUGUUGCGAAGGACGAUGCUGACAAAGUGUUGGAGGAGCAGCAGAGAGCUUUUGACAUCAAUUUUCAAACAGGUGCUGUAUUUGUAAGAAGGCCUUUGAAUCGGGAACUGGUAGCGACAUAUGAGCUCACUAUAUCAGUUCAUGACAAUGCCAGUGAAGAGAUCACUCACUCUGUCAGUGUGCCCAAUGCGAAGUUGACUGUGAACAUCCUGGAUGUGAAUGAUAACCCUCCACGAUUCAGACCGUUCGGGGUGAGGAUUUUCACGGAGAGGAUUCUGGAGGGAGCAAGGAGUGGGACGACGCUCCUCUCUGUGUCUGCCGUAGAUCCCGAUAAAGGCCCCAAUGGCCAGAUCAGCUACGAGCUCUUGAACCUUCCUCCUGGGGACUACAUCAGGCUGGAGGAUCCAGCUGCAGGAAAAAUAGUUGCAAGUAGAACAGUGGAUUAUGAAGAGGUCCAUUGGCUGAACUUCACAGUCCGUGCAGUGGAUCACGGAUCGCCAGCUCGAUCUGUCGAGGUUCCUGUUUUCCUGCAGAUCCAGGACGUCAACGAUAACAACCCCGUCUUUGUGCAAGUCCCCUAUCAGAAGCCCGUGUUUGAAGACGUGUCCCUGGGCACGGUGAUUCUCCAGGUCCGAGCCGUGGAUGCAGAUAACGGCCGAUUCUCCCAGAUCGAAUACAACCUUGUCGACGGCGAGGGCCGGUUUGGGAUCAACCACGAAACGGGCGAUAUUUAUAUUUUGGCUGCUCUUGAUCGGGAGAAGAAAGACCACUACACGCUGACAGCCGUUGCCAAGGACAACCCAGGCGACAUUGCACGUAAUCGCAGAGAGAACGCUGUGCAGGUGCUGGUAACUGUCCUGGACGUUAACGACUAUCGCCCCAAGUUCUCGAAGAACGUGUUUAGCACCAGCGUGUACGAGAAUGAGCCUGGAGGGGCCUCGGUGGUUACCAUGACAGCGACAGACCUGGACGAAGGGGAAAAUGCGGAGUUACAGUACAGUAUCCAGGGAGCAGGAGCAGAGGCCUUUAGGAUCGAUGAGGACACAGCACUGAUCACCACCACAAGGCUCCUGGAAUCCUACGAGAGGUUUAACUUGACCGUGGUGGCCACUGAUAAAGGCAGGCCACCAUUGUGGGGCACAACUCUGCUCAAGGUCGACGUGAUCGAUGUCAACGACAAUCGACCUGUGUUUGUGAGGCCCCCCAAUGGGACGAUACUACACAUCAUGGAGGAGAGAGAGCCGGGCUUCAACGUGUAUGAGGUGCUGGCCACAGACAACGACGAGGGUGUAAACGGAGCUGUCCGAUACAGCUUCCUGAAGACAGCCGUCAACCGAGACUGGGAGCAUUUCAACAUCGACCCCCUCAGCGGAAUCAUCAACACCACAGCCAGGUUGGACAGGGAGCGGCAAGCCGUCUAUAAUCUCAUUCUCCUGGCCUAUGACCUGGGGCAGCCCGUUCCCUAUGAGACCACACAGCUCCUGCAGGUGGCCCUGGAUGACAUCGAUGACAAUGAGCCACUCUUCCUCAAACCACCCAGAAGUUCGCAGUACCAGCGCCUCUUUGUGGCUGAGCACUCUGACCCUGCCACAGUGGUGGGCAAUGUGACCGGAGCCAUCGAUGCGGAUGAGGGGCCCAAUGCCGUGGUCUACUACUUCAUAGCAGCUGGAGAUCCGGACAACAACUUUCAUCUGAACAGGAAUGGGCUUCUCAAGGUGGUGAAGGACCUGGAUCGAGAAAUGAACCCAUUCUACACCAUCAUUGUCAAGGCCUCAAGCAACCGCAACUGGAGGUCUUCAAGGCAGAAGAGUCGGGUCUUUGACCCCAGCACCGACCUCACCCUCCAAGAGGUCCGCAUCAUCCUGGGGGACAUCAAUGACCAGCCACCGAUAUUCACCAAGUCAGAGUACACCGCUGGUGUUGCCACUGAUGCUAAAGUGGGCUCCGAACUGAUCAGAGUAAAGGCCUAUGAUUCUGACAUUGGAAACAACAGCCUCGCCUUCUAUCAGAUCAUUAACAUCCGCUACAUCAAGCAGCAGUUCAAUGAUUCUGAAGAUGUUGGGAAUGUCUUCAUCAUUGGGGAGAAUGAUGGUAUUGUGAGGACGUUUGACCUCUUCACGGCCUACAGUCCUGGGUAUUUCCUGGUGGACAUCAUGGCGUCAGACCUGGCCGGGCAUAACGACACGUCAGUGAUCGGCAUUUACAUCCUGAGGGAUGACCAGCGGGUCAAGAUUGUCAUCAACGAAAUCCCCGAGAGGGUGCGGGAAUUUGGCGAGCAAUUCAUUAAGUUGCUUUCCAACAUCACAGGAGCCAUCGUCAACACAGAUGAUGUGCAGUUUCACGUCGACCAAAAGGGGCGGGUGAAUUUUGCCCAGACAGAUGUGCUGAUCCAUGUGGUGCACAAGGAAUCCAACCGCAUCUUGGAUGUCGAGCGAGUAAUACAAAUGAUUGACGAAAAUAAGGAACAACUAAGGAAUCUGUUCCGGAAUUACAAUGUCCUCGAUGUCCAGCCCGCUGUGACUGUCAGAGCAGCUCAUGAUAUGACAUCCCUGCAGAUGGCAAUAAUCAUUCUUGCAGUGUUGCUGUUCCUGGCUACCAUGCUGUUCAUCUUUAUGAAUUGGUAUUACAGAACAGUGCACAAAAGAAAGUUGAAGGCCAUUGUAGCAGGUUCCACUGGUAAUCAAGGGUUUAUGGACAUAUUGGACAUGCCAAACACCAACAAGUAUUCAUUUGAAGGGGCAAACCCCGUUUGGCUUGAUCCUUUCUGCAGGAACCUGGAGCUAGCGGCUCAGGCUGAUCACGAGGAUGACCUGCCGGAGAACCUCAGCGAUAUCACAGAUCUUUGGAACAGCCCAGCCAGGACCCAUGGAACAUUUGGACGUGAACCUCCCGCAUCUAAGCCGGAGGAUGAUCGAUACUUACGUGCAGCCAUACAGGAGUACGACAGCAUCGCCAAACUAGGGCAGAUCAUGCGGGAGGGCCCAAUAAAGGGCUCCCUCUUGAAGGUGGUUCUGGACGACUACCUGCGGCUGAAGAAACUCUUUGCGGCUCGGCUGGCUUACAAAUCUACCACCAGUGGGGAUCAGUCGUCUGUGCUGGAGCUGAUCCCCAGCGACAUGGAGGACGAUGACGAGAAGCCCCCCAGCCGAGGAACACUGCGCUUUAAGCAUCGCCACCCGGUGGAGUUGAAAGGUCCGGAUGGAAUCCACAUGGUCCACGGCAGCACCGGCACAUUGCUGGCCUCCGACCUCAACAGCUUGCCGGAGGACGACCAGAAAGUCUUGGUCCGAUCCCUGGAGACUCUGAACACAGACUGUGGGAGCUACACAGACAGAAACACCAGGACUGAGUCUGCAAAGUCCACCCCAUUGCACAAGAUGAAAGAAAGGGUGAGGGACAUCCCAUUGGAAAUCACAGAACUCUGACAGCAGGGCCAGCCUGUGAUCCCCACCAAUCUUUUACCACAAGUGACAGACUGGGGCUAAAGCCUAGCAGCAAUAUUCAGUGGCUAUUGCAGUCAGGGGAAACUGUACAAAAAGAGCGUUUACUACAAACAAUCCACACUGCCGCUACCAGAAAGAUAUCGGCCCGAUGCAAAUUAAAGCCUGAAGACGUACAGAAUCAUCAAAAUGAUUCAGUCUGGUGGAGGCCACCAUGUGUAACCAGAUGCCAUCAGCUUGAACUCAAAGUGGUGUAUGUGCGUGUGUUCCCGUGUGUGUGAAAACCUGUUCUCCCACCCCCAUUUGUAGUUUUAAUUUCAAUGGCUCAACUUGGUCAAUAAGGACACAAGGAGCAACAUCCAAUUUUAAAAGAGAAAUAGUUGAAUUUCUCAGCAAGCUCUGAGGGAGAGUUUUAAGUGUUUUGGGGAAUGUGGGGGGGGGGGGGG
Leucoraja erinaceus (little skate) is the source of this 10691-nucleotide messenger RNA. It is a transcript of the gene cdh23, whose product is annotated as cadherin-related 23. Gene Ontology annotation, biological process: homophilic cell-cell adhesion. Bases 172 to 10230 code for a protein of 3352 amino acids. The record is from RefSeq and is a predicted model, not a curated record. The transcript is spliced from 68 exons. Gene Ontology annotation, molecular function: calcium ion binding. Gene Ontology annotation, cellular component: plasma membrane. NCBI's taxonomy places the organism in Eukaryota, Metazoa, Chordata, Chondrichthyes, Rajiformes, Rajidae.